Messenger RNA from Eremothecium sinecaudum, 1917 nucleotides. It is a transcript of the gene LSG1, whose product is annotated as ribosome biogenesis GTPase LSG1. Bases 1 to 1917 code for a protein of 638 amino acids. Gene Ontology annotation, biological process: ribosomal subunit export from nucleus. The record is from RefSeq and is a predicted model, not a curated record. The transcript has a single exon. NCBI's taxonomy places the organism in Eukaryota, Fungi, Ascomycota, Saccharomycetes, Saccharomycetales, Saccharomycetaceae. Gene Ontology annotation, molecular function: GTP binding; GTPase activity. Gene Ontology annotation, cellular component: cytosol.
AUGCCACCAAAGAAGGAGACCCCAAAGAAAUGGAAGCCCCCACAAGGGCCAAAACCUACUCAAAAAAAGAAUAAAAACAUCAUAGGUCUUGGUCAAGCUAUAAAAAAUGCGAGAACGAAAGAAAAUGCAAUCGAAUACCUUCCUGAUGGUGAAAUGCGUUUUACAGUUGAUAAACAUGAGGCAAGUUGGGUUAAGCUAAGGUCUAUUACACAGGAAUCUCCAUUGGAUGCAUUUUUAAGCACUGCAGAAUUGGCAGAUAAGGACUUCACGGCUGAUAGAUAUUCAAAUGUUAAAAUUAUUCGUAUGGAUGCUGGAGUGGAUGAUGCGAACUCACUUGGUUUCACGCUGAAUAAUGAACAAAGAAAUAAGGCUAGCGAGAAACAAAGGGCGCAUGCGAAAGAUUUAAUCGUGCCAAGGAGGCCACAUUGGGAUCAGAAUAUGACUUCAUUUGAAUUAGAAAAGCUUGAAAAAGAUGCCUUUUUAACCUGGAGAAGAAAACUAGCUGAUUUACAAGAAAGCAACGAUGAUUUGCUUUUGACUCCAUUUGAACGGAAUAUUGAAGUUUGGAGGCAAUUAUGGAGAGUUAUCGAACGUUCUGAUUUAGUUGUUCAAAUUGUAGAUGCCAGAGACCCGUUAUUGUUCAGGUCGGUGGACCUAGAGAGAUACGUCAAGGAACUCGAUGAGAGAAAGCAAAACCUACUGCUAGUUAAUAAGGCAGACUUGUUAACGCUUAAACAACGUAUAACUUGGGCCAAGUACUUUAUGAAGAAGAACAUAUCUUUUACAUUUUUUUCUGCACGUAGAGCAAAUGAACUACUAGAAAUGCAAAAGGAGCAUGGAGAGGAUUAUCAACAUAUAGGUCACGAAGAAGAGGUAGAGCAGGGUGCUGUUGAUCAGGAAAUUUUGGACAAAAUCAAGAUUUUGGGUGCUGAUCAGCUAGAAAAGCUAUUCUUAUCCCGAGCUCCCGCGGAACCAUUGACUCCACCUCGUCCAGGCCAGGAGCCCAUGUUUCAAAUCGGUCUAACUGGUUAUCCUAAUGUAGGUAAGUCAUCCACUAUUAAUGCUUUAUUUGGGGCUAAAAAAGUAUCUGUCUCAUCAACCCCUGGUAAGACGAAGCAUUUCCAGACGAUUAAGUUAUCCGAUAGUGUAAUGCUUUGCGAUUGUCCUGGUCUAGUUUUUCCAAAUUUUGCGUACAGCAAAGGUGAACUUGUAUGUAACGGUGUUUUACCAAUCGAUCAACUACGUGAAUUUGUGGGACCAUGUGCUUUAGUUACUGAGAGAAUUCCAAAGUACUUCCUAGAGGCUAUUUAUGGUAUUCACAUAGAAACAAAAGCUAUAGAAGAAGGUGGUAGCGGAAUCCCAACCGCACAAGAGCUACUGGUUGCAUAUGCUAGAGCCCGUGGUUAUAUGACUCAAGGUUUCGGUAGUGCUGAUCAGUCUCGUGCAUCCCGUUACAUAUUAAAGGACUAUGUUAAUGGUAAAUUGUUGUACGUUAAUCCUCCGUACCACCUGGAAGACGACACACCUUACACUAUGGAAGAAUGUCGAGAGUUCAACAAGGAAUUAUAUGUAUUUGAAAAUUUGCCAGAAAGUAGGAAGGAACAAUUGCUAGAUGCUGCCAAGAAGAAGGGAAUUGAGGUUCUGGAUCUAGCCCGUGAUUUGAGCAUGUUAACAUUCUCUUCGCACAUUGGUGGGGAUGGUGACAAAGUGGAGGCAAAAUCCGUUACUCAUGGAGGUAAGCAGGCUGCUUUGUACAACGCUACCAGUGAACUUGAUCGUGAUUUUUUCAAGAUGAGCAAGGUUCAAGGCCAAUUGACUAACCCUUUUCACAAGUCACAGCAACAAAGUCAUAGUAACAAAAAACAUAAUAACAAAAAUAAGAAGGCAAAGAAGAAGGCUGCAAUGGCAAGCGAUUAA